Dentiscutata erythropus is the source of this 2676-nucleotide messenger RNA. The record is from the annotation of a GenBank genome assembly. NCBI's taxonomy places the organism in Eukaryota, Fungi, Glomeromycota, Glomeromycetes, Diversisporales, Gigasporaceae.
AUGUUAUAUGAUUUAAUUGUCGUUGGAGGUGGGUUUGCAGGCAUUUCCACUGCAAUCGAAUUAGAAAAGAGAGAUUUAAACGCGAAGGUACUUGUACUUGAAGCUAGUGAGCAGAUAGGAGGUCGUUGCCGGAACGCAAAUAUCGGACCAAAUGGUGAAUCAUCAAUCGGAUUUGGUGCUCAAUAUUUAGGAAUAAAACAGACAAAGAUAUACAAUAUCGCGACUCGACUAUCUUCUUUGAGAAAUAACACAAAAGUUUAUGGUCCCAAUCCAUGGUUUCGGAAUAUUUCAGAAGGAAAAUGGUAUGAUACGUCUGUUGAAACUUCUUGGAAUGGUAUUCAAGCUAUUGAUCUUAAUGCUUCAUGGUCAAAAAAAUUGUCCCUCUGUAAGACAGUGCUUCUUGUAUAUGCUUUAGAGAAUCUUAUUAAUGGUGCAUAUCCAAGCUUAAGUUGGGGUGCACAUUGGUUAGAUAAAUGGACUGUAAAAGAAUGGGUUGAUGCUCAAAAACUCCAUCCAUGGAUCAUUGAAUUAUGGGAAAUGGGUGUAAGAGACAUUAUGAGUAUUGAUCCCAAGGAUCUAAGCUUACUUCAUUUUCUCUGGUACAAUGUAACAAACGGUGGAUUUUUUGAUGAAGUUACAAAGGAUACGGCUGGUGGACCUCAAGAAUUCUCUGUUGAAUGUGGUAUGGGUGGAUUAGCUCAACGUUAUAGUAAGGAAAUCCGUGGUGAUAUUCUAUUAAACUCUCCAGUUGUUGAAGUCAAAUCAUGUGAAAAUCAGGAAAUCAUUGUUCAGUGUAAAAACGGAAAGACAUAUACUGCUCGAACUGUGGCAAUAUGCGUUACCCCCGGAGUAACUAAUCAAAUUAAAUUUACCUCUUUUAAUAAUACGCCUGUUAUCAGUCAUGAACGUACACAUUUAUUUGAUCAGCCAAUUGGCUACAUAGCUCGUGUCAUCUUGCGUUAUCCUUAUCGUUUCUGGCAUAAUGUUUCAAUUCCUCAAAAUCCUAAUGCAAACUUUUAUGGAUUUUCAACAGGGGCAGAUUCAACUGAAUUAGGAGUACAUAUGGAAUGGGGAAUAGAUGUGUCUGAUCCAGCCAAGGAAUCUUAUGCACUAAGUGUAUUUAUUCGUGCAAGUAUAUUUGAUGACAUUCGUACAAUGAAUCUUUCCAAUGAGAAAUACAUCGAAGAAGUUGAACGGCGAUUGAAAGAGGAAGCAAUCGAACUGACACAGAUGGAAGCGGCCCGAAUGGCAAGUAGCGUGGAAUGGUACGAAUGGCCAAAGAAUGAAUGGAUAAGAGGAGGACCAAAUACUUAUACACGGCCUGGGGUAUUAACUAAAGUAGGAAAAAAAUUGCAUGAACCAGAUGGACCGCAUAAAAACAUCUUUUUUGCAGCAGCUGAGUAUGCACCAGCCAAUGUAGGAUAUGUCGAAGGAGCAAUACGUAGUGGUGAAUUAGUAGGGCAACAAAUUUAUGCAAAAUUACAUGGAAAAGAUGUACAGAGUGUAUUAAUAGUUGGCAAGAAGCCGAAUAUAUUGCUUGCAAUUUUGUAUGCCUUGCUAUGGGUUAUAGUAUGUAGCAUAGAAAUAGUAAUAAAUAUAAUUUUAAGAUUUUUAAACUCAAUAAUGAUUCCUGAACACGCGUGUCAAAUGGAUUGGAUUUAUCCAUUGUUAUACCUCACAGUGUUAACGAUUCCUUCACCAUAUGCUUUAUUAGUUCCACAAAUUUUCACAUUUGUUAUUGUUUCACAAUUUGACAAUAUUACAGGAUUCAAAGCAUUGACUGCACCAGAACCAUCUCCAAACCGAAUUUUUGUGCAUGAAAUGUGUGUAAUAUUUUAUUUAUUAGUGGCAUUAUUUCAAUCUAGUAGAUCAGCUACAUUUGAAUGGAUAAUAUACGCAUUAAAUGGUGCACUACUAAUGGCAACAUAUGGCGCAGCAAUAACACACGAAGCUACGCAUGUUGGUGGUAAACUAUACAAAAUAAGAUCAAGUUUUAUAUACUUGAUGGCAAAAUCAAUCGAUAUUUCUCUUGGUAUAAGUUGGGGAUUUGGGCAAUAUCAUUGGAAAGGACAUCAUGUUAAAUUUGCAUGUCCUGAAGAUUUUGAUACACCAUAUUUUAAUGAGUCAUUUUGGGAAUUUCUUCCACGAAAUUGGAUGGGCAAUUUUUAUUAUGGAAGUAGAGUUGAUUCUAUAGUUAUUAUAAUUACUUUCUUCAGUUGUUCGUAUCUAAUUCUUGGCUGGAAAGCUUUAGCUCAUCUUUUACUGCAAAGUGUAGUUACACAAAUAUCAUUUUCAUCAAAUGCGUACACGCAACAUUACGGGUUGAAUCGAAAUUUGACGUACAAAUCAGCGGGUAAUAAUAAAGAGCUUAGAUCACAUACUUGGGAUAGUCCCGGAUGGUUAUUUAAUUCUGUAUUAAUGGGAGCAGGAUUGCAUCACGCACACCAUGUGAAAUAUUUAACAAAGCUAGCAAAAGAGAGUGUACCACUUGAUUCAGGAAUUGGAAUAUUAGAUUCGGCUGGCUUAGCGUUAUUUCCACAAAUAUGGUUUAAGAAGAUUAAUCCGUUGAUACCAACUGAAAUACGGUUAAUAAAGAAAAAUGAUUUGAUUGAAAUGAAUGAUGUUGAACUUAUUAACAAAUCUACGGUAAAUGGUCGAAAUAACUUGAAUCUUUAA